Helianthus annuus (common sunflower) is the source of this 909-nucleotide messenger RNA. RefSeq names its product cold shock domain-containing protein 3-like. Gene Ontology annotation, molecular function: zinc ion binding; nucleic acid binding. The record is from RefSeq and is a predicted model, not a curated record. NCBI's taxonomy places the organism in Eukaryota, Viridiplantae, Streptophyta, Magnoliopsida, Asterales, Asteraceae. The transcript has 3 exons. The coding region runs from base 1 to 909 and encodes 302 amino acids.
AUGGUGACGACAUCAAAGCCUCCAACGAUCACUAAGGCCAUUGAUCUAAGUGUGGCAUUAACUGAAGAAGCAAUUAGGCUGAACAAGUUCUCAAUCUCUGAUGGAAAGAAAAAGGAGACUCAUGUUGAGUCGUCAGGCGAGAACAAAAGGAAGUUCUCGAACUUCAAGAAAGGUACUCAAGGAAACAACGGUGGUAACAAGAAAAGAUAUGCGAACCCACUAGCCGAGGUCAAGACUGGUGUUGCAAGUUCAGAGAACAAAGGGAAAGGAUACAUGGGCACCUUGCCUAAGUGUGAUGUAUGCCAGCUCCAUCAUGCCGGCCCAUGUAGGUAUAGGAAGUGUGAAUCUUGUGGGAAGAAUGGUCAUUCGAAGGAGACAUGCUGGGCCGGUACUGGUCGUGGAAAUGGUGGUCAGAAAGGAAAUAGUAGUGGGAACAGAAACCGUGGUGGAAACGGUUACGGAAACCGCAAUCAAGGAGGAAAUGGCGGUAAUGGUAAUCGUGGUGGUACUGGAAACCAAGCUGGAAAUGGAAACCGCAGCAACAACCAAGGUGGUACUAGAAACAAGCAAGGAUGCUUUAGUUGCGGAGAUAUUGGGCAUUUCAAGAGAGAUUGCCCAAAGAACAACCAAGCCCAAGGAAGAGUUUUCAACAUUGGAGCUAGGGAAGCUCGCCAAGAUCCGAACAUAGUCACGGGUAUGGAAGCAUUUAAAGAUGAGAAGCUGAAGAAAAAGGAUACUGGUUCCGGAUCUUCAACAACUCUGCUCUCAACCAAUGCAUCUUCAUAUUCAUUAAGUGCAAAAUCAGGUAAAAGAUUAUGUGGGAUAACAUUUAAGGGAGAACCCGUUAAAGAAGUUUCCGGAUCUUCAUUGAAUGCCGCCGUACCACCGGAAACACUCCGUGGUGGUUAG